Aspergillus saccharolyticus JOP 1030-1 is the source of this 657-nucleotide messenger RNA. Its product is annotated as SelT/SelW/SelH family protein. The coding region runs from base 49 to 657 and encodes 202 amino acids. The record is from RefSeq and is a predicted model, not a curated record. The transcript has 4 exons. NCBI's taxonomy places the organism in Eukaryota, Fungi, Ascomycota, Eurotiomycetes, Eurotiales, Aspergillaceae.
UACACCACCACCACCACCACCAAACAGAACAACAAGGAUAUCACCAAAAUGAUCUCCAUCCCUCACACCCCCAAUCCGAACGCCUCCUCCCUCUCCACCCGUGAGCAAGACCAACUCACCACCGCCGCCAACCCGCCCCCAGCCUCCUCUGCGCCGCAGUCCCAGCAGUCGCAGCAAGAAUACCACUACCCCCGUCUAACCAUCCAUUACUGCACGCAAUGUAAAUGGAUGCUCCGCGCCGCUUACUUCGCGCAAGAACUCCUCUCCACGUUCUCCACGCAGUUAGGCGAGGUAGCCCUCGUGCCGGCGACGGGGGGACGGUUUACGGUGACGGUUUAUCAUCGGUCGGGUGGUAGCGCUACCCCUGCUGCGACCGAUGAAGAAAGUGGGGGACCGGUGACGGUGACGGUGACGGAGACUGUGUUGUGGGAUCGGAAGCGGGAUGGGGGGUUUCCUGAAGUCAAGGUGCUCAAGUCGCUCGUGCGGAACGUGGUGGAUCCCGGCCGGGAUUUGGGACAUACCGAUCGGGCCUUGAACAAAGCGGCCGAGAAGAAAGAAGUGGAGGGCAAUGAGCCGCAGGAAAAUGUCAUGCAAUACAAUUCAGAGCACACUCCCUGCCUCCGCCAAAUAGAACGCCUGUCCACGCCCCGACUCUAA